AUGUGGUCUAUGCUGCCCUGGUGGCCCAAGUCGUGGAAUCCGUUUUCGCGAUGGCAUACCACGUCUGCAUUCGAUUAUGAUACUAUCCUUGCGCGGCUCACCGAGGAGAUUGAGUCUGUUGAGGCGACACUGCUCGAUAUCAAGGUGCGAAGGAGUCGAGCGACGCGGUCGGUGAUGCGGACAAUGCUGAGCAUCUGGGUCGGCUUCCUGGGCGUGUUUUGGGGAUACGCAUGGGUCAUGCACAGUAGUGAGCGUGCUUGGUACCGUACCGUUCUCCUGUUAGGCCUUGUGCUCGGCACGCCAUUGUUUCUCGCCGUCCUGUACCGCGCAAUCUCACUUUGGUUUGGGCGGAUGGAAGGUGCACAGGAAAGCCAUUUGAAUGCGCUGCGCAGCCAGCGGCAGGACAAGAUCAACGAGAUUAAGAAAGCCACUGACUAUGAACAUCUGCGUGUACUCCUAGAUCGCUACGACGAAAAGCGACAAGAGGGGCAGGCCAAACCUGCACAAGGCACAGAUGCGCCACAGACACUGCACAAGCGGCUCUCUUUUCCAGCAUUGCGCAGCAAAUCGUCCAAGGAGCAGCUGCAGCGAUCACGCACACUACAGUCGCAACGAACGAUUGCGACGGAGCCGAAUAAGCAAACGGGCCUUGCGCCUGCCAUUACCGGGCUUCCCAUCAUGGGUGUGCCGAGCACGCCGGUACAACGCGGCUGGCUCGACAAGAUUGCUGAUACGAUCCUCGGCACGGAUCCGUACGGCGUCUCGGCGGAAGAGCAGCAGUAUGCGUUGAUAUGCCGCCAUUGUUUCCGGCACAACGGUCUCGUGCCGAAGAACGAGCUGGAGGAAGUCCGUGCGUAUUUGCGUGUCUAA
Messenger RNA from Malassezia vespertilionis, 870 nucleotides. RefSeq lists its product as uncharacterized. Gene Ontology annotation, cellular component: endoplasmic reticulum tubular network. Gene Ontology annotation, biological process: endoplasmic reticulum tubular network organization. The record is from RefSeq and is a predicted model, not a curated record. The transcript has a single exon. Bases 1 to 870 code for a protein of 289 amino acids. Lineage: Eukaryota; Fungi; Basidiomycota; Malasseziomycetes; Malasseziales; Malasseziaceae.